AUGUCAUCGUCUGGGAAAGACAACAGUGGUGCUCAACAUGCCAAUUACGUGGGACCGUAUCGCUUGGAAAAGACGCUCGGCAAAGGACAGACAGGCCUGGUCAAGCUGGGGAUCCACUGUGUCACAUGCCAGAAAGUUGCAAUUAAGAUUGUCAACCGAGAGAAACUCAGCGAGUCGGUACUAAUGAAGGUUGAGCGGGAAAUAGCGAUUCUGAAGCUCAUAGAACACCCUCACGUUCUAAAGCUGCACGACGUCUACGAAAAUAAGAAAUACUUGUAUCUGGUGUUAGAGCACGUCUCAGGGGGAGAGCUCUUUGACUACCUGGUAAAGAAGGGACGGUUAACACCCAAGGAGGCCAGGAAGUUCUUCAGACAGAUAAUCUCUGCGCUGGACUUCUGCCAUAUUCACUCCAUAUGCCACAGAGAUUUGAAGCCAGAGAACCUGUUGUUAGAUGAGAAGAACAACAUCAGGGUAGCAGACUUUGGCAUGGCCUCUCUACAGGUCGGCGACAGUCUGCUGGAGACCAGCUGUGGAUCUCCGCACUAUGCAUGCCCAGAGGUUAUAAGGGGGGAGAAGUAUGACGGCAGAAAAGCAGACAUGUGGAGCUGUGGGGUCAUCCUCUUUGCCCUAUUGGUGGGUGCCCUUCCAUUUGAUGAUGACAAUCUGAGGAACCUGCUGGAGAAGGUGAAGCUGGGAGUGUUCCACAUGCCCCACUUCAUACCCCCAGACUGUCAGAACCUCCUCCGGGGCAUGAUCGAGGUAGACGCCACCAAACGGCUAACGUUAGAACAGAUUCAGAGGCACAACUGGUACAUAGGGGGUAAGAAUGAACCCGAACCAGAGCAGCCUGUUCCCAGGAAGGUGGCUAUACGGAGACUGCCCUCUACAGACGACAUAGAUCCGGAUGUACUGGACAGCAUGCAUUCUCUGGGCUGCUUCAGAGACAAGAACAAACUGAUGAAGGACCUGCUCUCGGACGAAGAUAACCAGGAGAAGAUGAUCUACUUCCUGCUGUUGGACCGUAAGGAGAGGUACCCCAGCCACGAGGACCAGAACCUGCCCCCACGCAACGAGAUUGACCCCCCCAGGAAGCGUGUGGACUCCCCCAUGCUGAACCGCCAUGGCAAAAAGAGACCGGAGAGGAAGUCUAUGGAGGUGCUGAGUGUCACAGACGGAGGCUCCCCCGUACCCGCCAGGAGGGCCAUCGACAUGACACAGCACGGACAGAGGUCAAGGUCCAUAAGUGGAGCAUCUUCCGGUCUCUCCACUAGCCCUCUCAGCAGCCCACGGGUUACCCCUCACCCAUCCCCCCGGGGCAGCCCCCUCCCCACCCCCAAGGGCACCCCUGUGCACACACCCAAGGAGAGCCCGGCGGGCACGCCAAACCCCACGCCGCCCCCCAGCCCAUCUAUCGGCGGCAUGCCCUGGAGGACACGCCUCAACUCCAUCAAGAACAGCUUCCUGGGCUCGCCGCGCUUUCACCGCAGGAAACUGCAAGUUCCCACACAAGAGGAGAUGUCCAGCCUCACACCAGAGUCUUCCCCAGAACUUGCCAAGAAAUCCUGGUUUGGUAACUUCAUCAACCUGGAUAAAGAAGAGCAGAUCUUUAUCUUGAUCAAAGACAAGCCUCUGAGCUCCAUCAAGGCUGACAUCGUCCAUGCCUUUCUCUCGAUCCCUAGUCUCAGCCACAGUGUGAUCAGCCAGACGAGUUUCCGGGCAGAGUACAAGUCCACAGCCGGCCCCACGGUCUUCCAGAAGCCAGUCAAGUUCCAGGUGGACAUCACCUACACAGAGAGCACGGCCGCCCCCAAGGAGAACGGCAUCUACUCUGUCACCUUUACCCUGCUCUCAGGACCCAGCCGGCGCUUCAAGCGGGUGGUAGAGACAAUUCAGGGCCAGUUGCUAAGCACACAUGACCAGCCGGGAGUUCAGCAGCUUUCUGGUAGCCCCUUGAAUAACUUCUUUGACGUAAUUGAAAAACUUUUUUCAGAGGAGAAGAACGGCCAGGUGCCUCACCACCAAACCCCCGCUACCCCAACCACCCGACAUUGCUCCUCUUCCAUGCGAGAAGAUACAAAAUGUCCGCCCGCCACGGGCCGAGACAGAGUCAGGAUGGCGUCCAUUGGGACACCGGAGGAAUCCUAG
Salvelinus namaycush (lake trout) is the source of this 2145-nucleotide messenger RNA. RefSeq names its product BR serine/threonine kinase 2a (gene brsk2a). Gene Ontology annotation, cellular component: cytoplasm. The coding region runs from base 1 to 2145 and encodes 714 amino acids. Gene Ontology annotation, biological process: protein phosphorylation; intracellular signal transduction; microtubule cytoskeleton organization. NCBI's taxonomy places the organism in Eukaryota, Metazoa, Chordata, Actinopteri, Salmoniformes, Salmonidae. The transcript is spliced from 19 exons. The record is from RefSeq and is a predicted model, not a curated record. Gene Ontology annotation, molecular function: protein serine/threonine kinase activity; ATP binding; tau-protein kinase activity.